Puntigrus tetrazona (Sumatra barb) is the source of this 1176-nucleotide messenger RNA. It is a transcript of the gene il20rb, whose product is annotated as cytokine receptor family member B16. Lineage: Eukaryota; Metazoa; Chordata; Actinopteri; Cypriniformes; Cyprinidae. The record is from RefSeq and is a predicted model, not a curated record. The transcript has 7 exons. Gene Ontology annotation, molecular function: interleukin-20 binding. The coding region runs from base 197 to 1129 and encodes 310 amino acids.
GGAGCAGACAUCACAAAGACACCUACAGUCAUUGAUAUUAAGACUCUUUCGUUUCACAUCAACAUGAUUAGCAGGGGUUGUUUUAUUUGAAAAAGGAGAGUGGAAAACCUCUGGACUAUUUUGGUUUUUGCCAAAGGAAGGGGAGUCCAGGGCUUGACCAGGGCUGGUGUUUACAAAGACAGGAGAAGAAGAGGUUAUGUGCAGUGGUUUGAUUAAGACUCUGUUAUCUCUGCUUCUGUACUUUACCAUUAACUAUUCAAGUUCACUAUCCACAACUCUGAAUGUCUCAAUGCAUUCUGUAAACAUGAUGCACAUCCUGAAAUGGAGCCUCUUGCAAGCACCCUGUUCCAAUGUCAACUAUUCUGUACAAUUUCAAGGGGAGUAUGAGUUAUACAAUCUUAAUGGAACAUGGGUAGAUGCUUUUGACUGCCAAGAGAUCAGUGAAAACAGGUGUGACCUCACCCAUGACUUGGCCUCCAACUCUGACUACAGUAUUCGCAUAAAAACGAACUGUGAUGGCCAGAAAUCAUGGACACAACUACCAGCGACCUUCAACAGAAGAGAGACAGUGUUACUGGUUCCAAAAAUGAUGAUGAAUGUGGAUGGGGAUCCUAUCCAGGUGGAUUUCAACACAACUCUUCAUGAUCUGAAUGUAAUGCUUAAAGUCUGGAAGGAGGGGGCAGAACUGAAUGCCUCCAUUCAUGUGAUCAGAGCUUAUCCAUACCAUUUUUCCAUUGCUGCCCAUCGAGGGAAAGAGAAGAUGUGCUUCAAGGCAGAAGCACUAUUAGAAGCCAUUAACAAGAGCUGCAGCAUUGACACACAAUGUGUCAUCAUACCUAAGCAGACAUCUGACUAUAUGAAGCUGGUGAUGGUGAGCAUCGCUGUAGCUAUAGCAGUUACCGUGGCUUUUAUUCUGGGAUGGCUGUCUACACAUCUUGGUCCACAGAUCAAACAAAUCAUUUGCCACCAGGAGAACAUUCCCAAUGUGCUGCUUGAUGACUGGACCACCAGAACACCCAUCCUUUGUACUGAUGUUUCACUGGAGCCCAUAGAUCCACUUUUGCUACUCCUCUCAGCAGAGCAUCAGUGCACAACGGUGCAGUUUGGAGGGAACAAGUUAGACCAAUGAGUUGGACUGCAGGACAUAAGCUAACCAAAACAAAACAAAAAAAUGAC